AUGAUUAUUCACUCCCGCGUAGAUCUACAGUUUGCAGUUCGCAAGGUCUGGUUCUCAGAGUCGGCUGGCAGCAUGCAUUCCUAGGUGAAAAUGUGAUCUGCUUGAACAAACCAGACAAAGAGAGGCGCAAAGAGACUUGAGAUUCAUCAUCAGUCUCUUCCCUUCGCCGCAAAGGCUAGGUUACGGGUAUUGCACCGGUCUCAGCGAGAUUUCAUGCACUCAUUCUUGUCACGGUUCACCGUUGAACUUUUUUGGCUGAGGCUCUGUAGCUCGUAGACUUUACACUUCACACUCUAUUUCGAUCAGGUUGAUCGAGGUGGUAGACUUGCCAGCAGCCCGGAGAGCGUACAAAUACGAGAUGGCCGAGGUCAACUUCAAUUCAGCAUCGCACAGUGUCCAGCUGACGACCAGUAAUCCGCAUUCUUCCUCUCGUCACUCAACGCAGCGCUUCGGCACCUCCCUUCGUGUCUCAAAGUUGAGCUAUUUCGUCAAGCGGCCAAAAAAAGUGACUAGGAGAGGAUGUUUACCAUGUGGCAAGAGACGCAGUGGCGAAUAUACAGAAAUUGAAGGUGCUGAUGAGGGCUCAGACUCGUCUGCCGCAGUGCUCAACGAGGUUUCCUUGGUCUUACCAAGCGGUGGGAUGAUGGCUGUUCUAGGAAACUCCGGGAGUGGCAAGACUUCGCUACUGGAUUGCAUUGCUCAGCGGACAGUGAGUGGCAGUACAACCACUGGAACUGUCUUCAUGGACUGCCAGCUAAUGACACCAGCGCUGUUCCGCGCCCGUGGUGCCUACGUUAUGCAGGAUGACACAUUGCUACCGUUUCUUACUGUUCGUGAGACACUGAGCUAUGUGCUGAGACUAAGGCUGGCCUGUUCUAAGCAGGAACGUGAGGCAAAGAUCGACAAUAUCAUUUCCGAGCUUGGUCUCAAGUCCGUGGAGGACAGUAUGGUGGGCGGCACUGAAAUCCGGGGCAUAUCCGGAGGAGAGCGCCGACGGGUGAGCAUAGCCAUACAGCUGCUUAUUGACCCAGGCCUUCUCCUCCUGGAUGAGCCCACGUCAGGCUUGGACAGUCACACAGCGCAUCACUUGAUCGUCAUGCUGUCACAGCUUGCUGCAGCUAAACGCCACACCAUUAUGCUUACCAUUCACCAGCCUCGCUCUGAAAUGCUGGACGUAUUUGACAAGGUUAUGAUUCUAUCCAGAGGAUAUACAACCUACGCAGGACCAGCGCAUGUUCUGGUGGACUAUUUCACCUCAAUCGGUCACCCAUGCCCGGCGUACACUAGCCCUCUGGACGAAUACGUGGAUAAAUGCAGUGUGGACACACGCGACACACAGACCAUGUACUCAUCGAUGGAGCGUAUGAAGGAGCUAACCGAAGCCUACCGGGGAUCAGAUCUUGCCGAGAAGAUGUCUCGCACCACACUUACUGAAGAUGAAGACCCAGAUUCGUUCAAUUCAUCACCGGUGGAUCCCCUGAACAAGAGGAACACUCCAAACUGGCUCUAUAAAGCCAUUACCCUUGCAAGCCGAAUGAACGUUGACCUCCUCCGCGCCAAGACGGGUAUGAAAAUGCGCGCCUUCCAGAUGUUCAUCUACGGCAUAACGCUGUUUAUCUUCGUUCUGCGACUGGGCAAGGACCAACAGAGUAUACAGGAUCGCUCUGGCGUCUUCUAUCUCGUCACCAAUGUGCCACUGUAUAUGGGAAUGCUGGCUGGCAUUGCUCUGUUUCCUUCACUGCGCGCCUCCAUGAACCGAGAAGUGCGUGACGGCCUGUACAGCGUACCCCUGUUCAUGCUCGGCUAUCUCGUACACAUGCUACCCUUCGUUCUCCUGAGCUCUCUACUCUUCUCGUCUUCUUUCUAUUGGGCGACGGGGUUUGUCAAGAGUGGCGACGCCUUUGUCGGUUUCACCGUGGUGGUGCUGUGUUCACAGUUCAUAGGCGAGGUCGUAGCCCUGCUCAUGCUGGCGCUAUUCAACAGUGCCAUUAUGGCAAACAGCAUGUCGGCACUGCUCUUCACAUUCACAUCUGUCCUCUGCUCCGGGUACCUGAGGAACAUCGAAAGCAUGGCCAAAGGAUUCAGAUACCUCACGUACAUGGGAGCUCAGAAGUACGCUGGCGAGAUCCUGGCGGCUGGGGAAUUCAGCAGACGGAACUUCACAUGUCCAAGCAGCAACUCGAGUACAGAAACCAUACCAUGUAGAUUUCCGACUGGAAGCUCCUACCUUGCAGCGAACUUUCCCCAUGCCGAGGAGGAUCUCCAUCGAAACUACGCCUGCCUGUUCGGAUUCUGUGUUGGUCUGUAUCUACUGGCAAUAUUGAUGUUCUCCGUGAAGAGUACAAACAAACGGCGCCGGCAGUGAGGAGAAAAACACCGGGAAACACCCCAUGAAGCCUAGGCUAGCCAACAGGAUCAUGUAACUGUUACACACCCAAGAGGAUUUUCUUACAUACAAGUAUUAAAAUUAAUAUAAAAUCUCCAAGUAGCCUGAUAAUGAUCAGCAAGUUCAAAUUCAACUCGGUUGAGCUGCUCGUUUGCUUGUUUUAAUUGUAUUCUAUUUUCGUCACGCGUUUUAUAUCGCAUAUGUUUUAUAUCGCCAUCAAUAUCCUGUUUGGCUGUUGUCGCUUCGGCUUAUGCGAAAGCUAUACAUGCUGUGUAUAUCUACAUUGCAUUGAUGCCAACGCGGAGAAGCUUCUAAUAAUAAUAAUAAUAAUAAUAAGUAGUAACUUAGCAGGGACAAUGGAUCCACGUACUCGCUUGAUAGAAUGUGAAUACUUUGCUAUUAGUUCUGCUGUCACUAUGUUUGUAGCUGGCUUCCCAAUGAUUCUCAGCCAAGACGAAACGUUGUUAGACAAUGUGGCUCCUUCUUGCACUGAACUUCCACAAUCACUCUUACAUUUUAUUGUAUUUACCGGUACAAUGUUGUAAGUUGAUUGGUCCCCCCCCCCCCCCCCCUGUUCCCUUACACCUCCCUCCUGUCCUGACACACUGUGACAGCUAGAGAUGAAGAAUUUUAGGCUAAAUGCAUAUUGCAUAUGCAUCCCUCGAAGUACGUACACGUCGAUGCAAAUUUUAUUAGGCAAUUUCUUUUCUUUCUCCAAUGAAGUAAAAAAAAGAUGAUAUUCUUCUUCUUUUUACAUGUACAUUUCACACAUUUCUCUCGCAUGUUUGUUACUACAGGUGAAAUCCUGAUAAUUCGAACCUCAAAAUGCCAGGGAAAAACUUCUAAUUAUCCGGACAUUCUAAUUAUCCAAACAUGAACCCACAACACAAUAUGUAUGUCAAAAUGCUCUCAUGGUCACGCAGAGUUGCGCUAUGGACCUUAGACACAAAUUUUACGGACACUGAACUGACCGGCACAGACUGCUCGUGCAAACUGAACUGACCAGUACAGUGUACAGUGAACUUCGAAUUACACUUUGCUAACUUCAAAUUAUCAGCACAAAUCCCACACAUUUUCUAUGUAAGUGGAAUCUGUGGGACUUCUAAUUAACCGGACAUGUCCAGUUCGAGGUAAAGACACACCUGGCAAUAUGGCGGUAAACACACGAGUCAAGCUCCGUAUGAAGACAUCCAAGAAGAAGAUUGCCUGAUGAGUCCAGCGGGGACGAAACGUACGUCGCAAUCGAGCUAUGUCGUUGCUGUGUCAUCAUCUAUGUGCCAUGCGCUACUUGAUGUACCAGCCUGCUAUGCCGGAUACCGCCAGCCAUGCAUCGACCAGGCGCCAGGCGCGAACUGA
Messenger RNA from Sycon ciliatum, 3742 nucleotides. RefSeq names its product ATP-binding cassette sub-family G member 5-like. Gene Ontology annotation, biological process: transmembrane transport. NCBI's taxonomy places the organism in Eukaryota, Metazoa, Porifera, Calcarea, Leucosolenida, Sycettidae. Gene Ontology annotation, cellular component: plasma membrane; ATP-binding cassette (ABC) transporter complex. The record is from RefSeq and is a predicted model, not a curated record. Gene Ontology annotation, molecular function: ABC-type transporter activity; ATP binding; ATP hydrolysis activity. The transcript is spliced from 10 exons. Bases 359 to 2365 code for a protein of 668 amino acids.